UCUUAAUUUAAAUUGAAAAUUCAAAUCUGCCGACCGAAGUUCACCGAAAUUUCACAAAGAACCCGACUCAAAGAAAGAAGAACCGUCCAUCGAACUCCGGCCACCGCCAAUCUCUCCUUCCUCCACUCAGCCGCGCUCCCUUCUCGCCCUCUGUCGCGCUCUCCGCCCACACUCGCUGUCCUGCAACCCAUCCGCCGCACACUUGAAGAAAGGCGCUUCAAGUCCACAUCUGAGCAGGUGUGGAAAAGUUAUGAUGGUUAAUAUAUUGGUAAAAAAUGGUCUCUUCAUGUAGUGUGGUCUUAAAAGCUUCUCAUUGGUAAUGGUAAUGGCGUUAAAGUCACUGUCCUUGCCCUUCUCACCCCAAAGAGAAUGGCCUGUAAAUUUCCUUAAUUCCGAAUUCCUCCCUAGGAAGCAUACUUUUUGUAAUAUUAACAAACCUCGUGAGAAAAGUAGAAUCCUCAGAGAUGUCUCUGUUUCAAUUUCGUGUUCAUCCAUUAAAACGGUUCGAAGCCCGUCUCUAGACAGGCACAUUGUGAAGCAAAACAAGAUUCGGUUUGUUCAAAAGCUGAAAACACUGCUCUUGUCUAAACCAAAGCACUACAUACCUCUGCAUAUUCUUUACAAAUGCCGAUCUUACCUUUCGCUCUCAACGCCCAAGUCGAUUCUCUCAAUGAUCCGUCGUUACCCUUCCAUAUUCGAGGUCUUCUCGAUUCCAUGGCCGCCAAUGCCACUCAACGCCACAAAGUUGUACCCUCAACUUUGUGUCCGCCUGACCCCAGCUGCUGCAGCCCUUGCUGCUCAGGAGUUGGACUACAAAGCGGCCAUCUCAGAUACCUUGGCAGCCAAACUUCAGAAACUACUCAUGCUUUCUUCUCACCAGCGAUUACUUUUGUCGAAACUGGUUCAUCUUGCUCAAGAUCUUGGUCUUCCGCCUAAUUUUCGAUCUCGGUUGUGCAAUGACCAUCCAGAUAAGUUCAAGACUGUUGACACCUCAUACGGCCGGGCACUUGAACUCGUCUUUUGGGACACAAACUUGGUAAAGACCUUACCAUCUCCAGAGGUUCACUCACUUGGGUUGAUAGUAGAGAGGCCUUUGAAGUUCAAGCAAUUGCGACUGAGAAAAGGAUUGAAUUUAAAGCGACGUCAUCAGGACUUUCUGCUUAGGUUUGGAGAAAUUCCAGAUAUUUGUCCUUAUAAAACUACUGCUGCGGAGUUACAAAAAGAGUCCAUUGAGGCGGAGAAGAGGGCUUGUUCAGUGGUGAGAGAGGUGCUGGGGAUGACAAUUGAGAAGAGGACUUUAAUUGAUCACUUGACUCACUUCAGGAAGGAGUUUGGUCUGCCUAACAAGUUGAGAGGGCUGAUUGUGCGGCACCCGGAGUUAUUCUAUGUGAGCUUGAAAGGGCAGAGGGAUUCGGUCCUCUUGGUGGAGGGGUUCGAUGAAAAGGGCAGGCUUCUGGAGAAGGAUAAAUCUUUGCAGAUAAGAGAAAAGUUGAUGGAGUUGGUUAGAGAGGGUAAGAGAAUAAGAAGAGAGAAGAGGAGGGCUCGAACUAAUACUGCAGAAGUCGAUGAUAUUAAUGAUACCAUAGUUAAUUUCUGCGAGACUGAUGAUGAUUACGAUAAUUAUGAUGUCGGUUUCGAGAAUUUGUUCGAAUCGGAAUGUUCAGAUUUGGAGGAUGAUCAUGAUGAGAACGGCGAGCUUUUGUCCUACAGGGACAAUGCAGAGUUUUGGACUGCGGAUGUAGAGCCUUUCCUCAAUGGCCAGGCUGAACAAUCUUUGGAGCCCUGGUAGGCAUUAGUAUGCUAAAUACGUACCCUAUAGAUAAAUCAUGCGAGAGACCAACUUGUAAAAGACAACAGUAUCCAAAGUAACACCUUUGAUGUUCAUAAGGGAAAUAGUUAUUUAGUAUUGUACCCGUAUAAUCGAUAAAAUAUAUAUGUAAGCAAUUUAUAUGUAUCAAUUUUUUUUUUUU
This is a messenger RNA of Morus notabilis, 1970 nucleotides long. Its product is annotated as protein WHAT'S THIS FACTOR 1. Lineage: Eukaryota; Viridiplantae; Streptophyta; Magnoliopsida; Rosales; Moraceae. The coding region runs from base 320 to 1789 and encodes 489 amino acids. The record is from RefSeq and is a predicted model, not a curated record. The transcript has 2 exons. Gene Ontology annotation, molecular function: RNA binding.